AUGUUUGCCAUUGCCAGUGAUGAUGUUCAACAAGUACGUCAAGUACUGGAGCAUGGGGAAGCCAGCCCGAAUGACAAUGCAGGACCCCAGUCGGCUUUGGCCUUUGCUAUUACAAAUGAUCAGUUGUUACAAAAGCUAGAGAUCGUAAAGACCUUGCUAGCCUUCGGUGCUGAUACUUCUUCGCUUGAGAAGGAACUUGGAUCACCCCACGGAACUGACGCUAAAUCGCUAGGCUCUGCCUUGGAUCAGUUAGACCCGGCCACUCGGUAUUACAUUUCUAGAACAACCGCAUUCCUUACAAAGAGCUCUUCUACGCUGAUGCGAUGCUCUUCGUUCCGACCACUAGCUCGCAUUCGUUUCGGGAUCAUCGGCCAAGAUCGAGCUCUUGAACAGUUGUUCAGGGUCUUGAGUAUACACAAUAAUCAAAAGGCGACAGCGCCCAUUGUGAUAUUGCUGUGCGGUCCUAGCGGACACGGGAAAAGUCUUUUGGCGCAGAAAUUUGGACCCCUUCUUGACGUUCCUACUCACACCGUUAAUAUGACAACACUACGAUCCGCUCAUGACUUAUGGCAGUCUUAUUCGAUAAGUCGUUAUCAGGAUGGCUCCCCCUGCACGCUGGCGGAAUUUCUGAUCAACAACGAAGGCAAAAGAUGUGUGGUCGUGCUUGACGAGAUAGAGAAGACCCAGGAUCCUAGUGUUCUAUGGUCUUUGCUUCUGCCAUGGGAACUUGGCCGUUGUUCUUUUGAGGCGAACACCAUGAACAUCGAUGUUCACAAUACUAUAUGGCUUGGAACAUCAAACAUUGGCCAGGACCUUGUCUUCGAAUAUCAUGAAUCGUUAGAGCAUCCUAACAAGGUCAUGUCUCGGGAAGAGUACGUCAAGCUGAUGUCCCUCUUGCGGCCUCGCGUCUCAAGGCGCCUUAGUCCAUCCAUCCUUUCUCGGGUUACAACCAUAUUACCCUUGGUCCCUUUUACGUUGGACGAGAUGAGAGCUAUUGCCUCGGAGGCAUUGCAGUCGACAUCGGGAGACAUCAUAAAAGACAUGUCUUCCGAGGUCCUCACCUCCGUGGUCGAAGGUGCGCUUUCAGGAUCUAUUCCAUCCGAGGGUGCGCGAUCUCUAUACCGCGCGGUGUCGAAUCUAUUGGUAGAUGCCUUGGAUUUAGUUUAAUAUAUAAGCGCUGUUUCCCUUCAAUCCCGCUCGGAGCCAAAGCGCCGUCCUGUAACGGAGAAGAACGGUGAUUUCCUGUUCUCAUUUUGAUAGUAAUGGCCUCAGUCGGUGGUUCUUCAAUUCGCGUGCGGGCUCGUCGGUAUCUUCUGAACGACGCCUUGAAUGACUGCUGGAGGGCCGGCGCC
This is a messenger RNA of Guyanagaster necrorhizus, 1352 nucleotides long. Its product is annotated as P-loop containing nucleoside triphosphate hydrolase protein. Lineage: Eukaryota; Fungi; Basidiomycota; Agaricomycetes; Agaricales; Physalacriaceae. Gene Ontology annotation, molecular function: ATP binding; ATP hydrolysis activity. The coding region runs from base 1 to 1167 and encodes 388 amino acids. Gene Ontology annotation, biological process: cellular response to heat. The record is from RefSeq and is a predicted model, not a curated record. The transcript is spliced from 8 exons. Gene Ontology annotation, cellular component: cytoplasm.